AUGUCGCGAACAAUGUCAGGUUACGAUCCAGACCUCGACCUCCCUCGCAUUCUCUGCCUCCAUGGCGGGGGCACGAACGCCCGAAUAUUCCGGUCGCAGUGUCGUGUGCUGUCGACGCAUCUCAAAGGAAGAUUCAGACUAGUCUUUGCCGAAGCACCUUUGUCGUGCAACGCUGGCCCCGAUGUACUCUCCGUAUACAAAGAAUGGGGCCCAUUCAAGUCAUGGAUUCCAUCAGCCCUCGGUUGCCCGGAGGUUGAUAACCACACUGCUAUUGAGCUCUUCAAAGAAUCACUAGACAGGGCGAUGGAUGAAGACGACGAUCUAGGAGCAACAGGCCCCUGGGUUGGGUUGUUGGGGUUCAGUCAAGGAGCCAAGAUGUGUGCUAGUCUGCUGUUUCUGCAGCAGUUACGACAGAUGCAUGGAGAGAGAACGAAUGAACGAUUGGAUUUUCGAUUCGGCGUUUUGCUGGCGGGUCGCGCACCGCUCGUGGCACUCGAUAUGAACCUUGCUUCGACAUAUGGAACGGAGGACGACGAGAGCAAGAAUUCUGCCGGAAUCGUUGAUCCCAAUGGCGAUCCGAUACACAGUAAUCAUUCCUGGCUGCGACGCAUCCGUUACGGUAGCCAAUCUAGGUCUCGCCUUCAUAUUCCCACGGUGCAUGUUCAUGGACUACGAGACGCAGGUCUCCCUCUACAUCGAAAGCUCUUCGAAGAAUGCUGUGAGGAGGGGAGCACGAGAUUGAUGGAGUGGGAAGGGGACCAUCGAGUUCCAAUCAAGACUAAAGAUGUGACGGUGCUUGUUCAGCAUAUACUCGCUAUGGCUAUAGAGUCUGAUGCUGUAAGACAUAGAGCGAUAGUUUUCUAG
Messenger RNA from Talaromyces atroroseus, 864 nucleotides. RefSeq names its product esterase. The transcript has a single exon. The coding region runs from base 1 to 864 and encodes 287 amino acids. Gene Ontology annotation, cellular component: cytoplasm; nucleus. NCBI's taxonomy places the organism in Eukaryota, Fungi, Ascomycota, Eurotiomycetes, Eurotiales, Trichocomaceae. The record is from RefSeq and is a predicted model, not a curated record. Gene Ontology annotation, biological process: secondary metabolite biosynthetic process.